Didymodactylos carnosus is the source of this 294-nucleotide messenger RNA. The record is from the annotation of a GenBank genome assembly. Lineage: Eukaryota; Metazoa; Rotifera; Eurotatoria; Philodinida; Philodinidae.
AUGAAAAAAAUUAUUAGUUUUGAAAUAAUAAAAUCUGAAACAAAAACAACAACAAGGUGUGUCUCGAUGCCGUUUACUGAACGUUUUUCAUUGUAUAAAAUUGAUGAUAUUCACAAUAUACCAUUUGAUACAAUUGCCUAUUCAAAAUACAAAUAUGGUGAUCAUAGUAUAGCACAAAAAUUUGGUGAAGAACUUGGAAAUGCGUUUAUCACACAAAAUUCAAAUCAUUUAUUAGCAACUAAAGAACAAUUUGUUUGUAUUUCAUCACCAUUUGGUUAUGUAGCACCAGCCGCU